Acaromyces ingoldii is the source of this 2133-nucleotide messenger RNA. RefSeq lists its product as hypothetical. Gene Ontology annotation, molecular function: phosphatase activity. Lineage: Eukaryota; Fungi; Basidiomycota; Exobasidiomycetes; Exobasidiales; Cryptobasidiaceae. The coding region runs from base 1 to 2133 and encodes 710 amino acids. The record is from RefSeq and is a predicted model, not a curated record. The transcript has 3 exons.
AUGGUGGGCGCCCGAAGUGAUGCUCAGCCGGAUCCGUGCCUGAGCAACCAACUCCCCGCCCUCAUCGUCCCAUUGCGGUUCGGUGUCGUGGCUCACAGUUUUUCGAUUCCGGCGACCGACACCCCACAGAGCAAAGCCGGAGGAAGCAGCAGCAGCCGCAACGCUGCUGCACCUUCUCAACGACAGUCGGUCUAUCGUGGUGCACUCCCUCGACGGCGGAAUCUUCCUUUCCUCACCAGAUUACGGCCGAAAACGAUCCUGUCGCUCACGCCUAAGCCUUUGGACGCUCUCGAUCCCGAAAUGCGAGGAUGGGCCGAAAGCAAGGGCGUCAAGCUUGUACACAUUCGCUGUGACAAGCCCAAAGACGACGGAGGUGGGCUCAGUCGGGAAGGCGCUGCAAGAGCAUUGCUUGUUCUCCUCGACUCGCGUAAUAUGCCUCUCUACAUGCACUGCCUAGAUGGCCAAGCCGUUACGUCACUGCUCGUUGGACUGCUCCGCAAGGUGCAGGCAUGGUCUAUGCGAGCGAUCAUCGACGAGCUGGAAAGAGGCCUUAAUCGCGACGAGGAACUCAUCACCUUUCAAACCGGCUUCAUCGACAAAUUUGGAUCAUCUUCUGGGCCAGCGGGGACUGCCAACAACAGCGGCCACUCGAGACAGGCCAGCGGUGAUCGUCUGCAGCAAAUGUCAAAUCCGGCUUCUCCCUUGCUCGGCUACGGGAUCGGUUCUCUCCCUGUUCAACAUCCUACGAUGCGCCUUCGGUUCGAUGCCGAUCCAGAGCUGCCACCACCACCGCCCGUCUCGCUCCACUCAAGAGACAAUAGUCUGUUGUCCUUGUCUCACCACCACCACCCUCCGUCACCCAUGUCUUCGCGACCCUCGAGCCGAGCUGGCCUACCGCAGAACCAGGUUUUGCUCCAUGCCCACGGUCACACAUUCCACCACCCACACAGUCAUCCUGUUGAACGGUCGCCUUCACGACCAGGCUCGGCACCUGGGUCGCCCAGACGGAGGGUAUAUACCCUCGACCAUCUCAUGGAGCCAGGCUCGCGACGCGCCAUUGACGAUAAAACUCCCGACGAACUGCGACGUCCUGUCGAGUUCCCAGCGGCUCCGUCGGACUUGAGUUCGACGAGUCCUUCGACGAUGAGAGGCAAGCGUGUGCUUGACGAAAGCGAUUCGACGAUUCAACCUCACCAGAGCUCUACACCAAAAGCGCACGCGCAGACCGGCCGGGCAAAGGAUGAACAGAGGUCGAGAUUUCCAGCGCGACCUUCGUCGCCCACCCUUUCAGGCCGGCAUCAGCCGCCCUACUACCGCUUGUCGUCGCCCUUGCAGCAUGUCUCUACUGCAACAACGAACCCGGACCCGUUUGUCUCUGGCCAAUUCCAAUCGACAAGGGACUCCCACCCUUCUUAUGCGUCGUCUUCUUCCUCUUCGCGGCCCGCCUCGCCACUGCACUCCACCAAUGCGCUGCCUUCGCCCACGCAGUCGUAUGAGGACCACGAUUCUUCUUCGGGUGUUCCCGCGCCGCCAUCCACUUCGCUCUCGCACUGGAGGAGCCCCACUAUGACGGCUCGAUCGAGGCUGUCGGGCGUUUGGAGCGCAACGGAUGCCUCGACGACGGCGGACGCACCGAUCGACGCUGUUCCACCUACAGCAUCCGGUAGAGAAACGGACCUGGACCGAAACCGAGAUGCCGAGAGCGGAGGAGGGAGAAGUGCGACAGACGAGCAGGGCAGCUCACUGCCUGUGCCGAUGCAGACGCCACCUAAGAGAGUCGUGCUGGGGAGGAGCCAGUCGGAGCGGUACGUCGAGAGCGUACAUGGCAGGGUGCAACGAGGGGAAGACGGGGAGGCAGUGCCGGAAGAAGAGGAGGAGUACUACUCGGAGCCUGAUGAAGACGGGCAGAGGCGAAGGAGGCUGCUUGCCGAUGAAGCGGACGAUGACGAGGGUGAGGGAGACGAUCUGGACGGGAUGAACGGAAUGGAGAAGAAGGGCAGGGAUUCCAACGAGGCAGAAGAGGAGGAAGAAGAGGAAGAAGAAGAAGAAGAAGAGGAAGAAGAGGAGGAUGAAGAAGACGAAGGCGAAGAGGACCAUCUGGCGCUAGAAGCGCUCGACCUAGACGGGUACUGA